Messenger RNA from Amoebophrya sp. A120, 4365 nucleotides. NCBI's taxonomy places the organism in Eukaryota, Dinophyceae, Syndiniales, Amoebophryaceae. The record is from the annotation of a GenBank genome assembly.
AUGCCCGGGAGCAAACUGACCGAAGAGAAUGUACGGCAAAUGGCGGAGGACUGCGACAGGGACGGGAACGGCGUCAUAUCCGUCGACGAGCUGUUCAAAGCGAUUACGCAGGGAUCCCUAGUCUUCAACAUUGUGCUGAAGGAGGUCCGCGGGGACCGGAAUGCAAAGGACGUUAGAACGCAGGAGGAGUGCACGCGACCCCAACUGGUCACGUAUCUCAGAUUCCAGUUCACCAAAAACGAUGCCUGUUUCUCGCUGCCCUUCACGUUCGUUUUCUUCACGUGCUUUCUCGCUUGGAUGGGGUCACACCUGGAGAUCCGGCAAACCUACGAGCUCCACGCGGCGAUUCAAAACGAAAUCUCGGGCGAGGGCGGGAUUUCCAACCACGAAGGCCCGUUUUUGAUGCGGGACGUCCACGACGUGCCAACGUUCUGGGACUGGUUCAGUACCAGCUUCGUCAACGCGAUGUUUCGCCAGGGCACGAAUUCUGAGCUGGUGCGCGACUUUCCGGUCCCCGGCCGUCUGGCGUCCUUCAACCAAGUAAUAGGCGGCGUCGGACUGCAGAAAUUCGCAGUCGCGAGUGAAGACUGCAUGCAGGCCGGCGAGCUGAUCCCCUAUUACGACAACCGCGGUUCUUUGAUUACGGCCUUUGUCGACAACCCGGAGGCGGUGUUCGCGGGCAAGCUGGACGGGGAGUGUCAACCCAUGGACGGUGCAGAAGUGGAAGAAGACUUCGGAAAGACAGGCAGACUCACGCAAUGGUUUCUCUACCAAGAAAGAAUAUCAGACAUGCGCGCAAAGGCGGACGACUUGUCGAAGUCGGUAAUGAAUUGCAUUGAUUUUGACAAUUCUCGCUUCGUUUCUGAAUGAUGACGGCGAGAAAAGUUCGUUUCUCAUUCAAAUAAGAUUUCAGUUGCACAUAGACAUAGAUCAAUCUUUGUUUUACGUCUGUCAUGCACAUGACAGUGACCCAUUCGCAUAUGCUAUUCCUGCAGGUAUGGUUGAACCGUAUGACGACGAAAAUUCGUAUACGAACGCUGUUCUACAACGCCCACUACGGUAUGUUCACGGUAAUGCAUCUCGAACUGCUGUGGCGGCGGCAGGGCCUCUUCGUGAUACGGUAUCGCCUGACGAGUUUUCUAGCAGACCCCUACCAUCACUGGACCAUGUACCUGCUGGACUUGGUCUACGUGCUGUUGCUAUCAAAUGUAAAAAUGUCUGGGUCUGGAAACUUGUGAUGCUGGGUGGCGUCUCAUGAUGAGGCCACAAAUGCUGGCUCAGCAUGACAAGUUUCUGAGCCUCUAGGUGUUGCCUAUUCUGCAUGACAAGCUGCGUUUCUGCAUCACAGAAAAAUGGAGCUCUUGGGUAGCGUGCAUGACAUAUUUAAGAGUCAUGCCAGACAAGCAUGACAAACAUGCACUCUUCCAGACCCAGACAUUUUUGCACUUGAUAGUUGCUCGUCAAGAUGAUGAUAUCGGAAUCCAAGGAGCUGAUUCCCGCAAUCAAAAAUGGCGUUGACGGUUUCUUCGACUAUUGGGAGUUUUGGAACAUGGUAAGUACCGCAAAAGUUGUCAUGUUGCGACUUUUGCUUGGAUGGGAGGAGGAAAAAUGAUAUGCAGGAUUUUCAAAUUCGUUUCGGCUUUUCUUACCUGCUAGUACUCGUGAUGCACGGCGAAACUGGAACCACAGGUAGAUUGGCUGUCAAUCCUUUUCGGCUUUGUCUUGUCCGGAAUAUUCUGGCAGAUGGCGCUCUCGGUGAGCGGCCCGCUUCGAGAUCACAUCAACAAGCUCCCGCAAGUUAGUGGGACCGCGGACCAGAUGAUUCACAGUUCCGUGAAGCAAACGUAUUUGACGCCAACCGAGAUUGUGGACAACGCCCCGGACGUGGACACGUACGAGCAGCUUUACCAGCAGCUCGACGACCUCCACGAAACCGCGGACGGCAUUGCGGCCACCUGCGAGCUGCUCCGCGUCUUUAUCGGUAUAAAAGAUGACUUUGACUUGCGACUCGUUUCGCUGCUGAAGAAAACGUAUCUAUGUCUAUCGCAGCUCUGCUAAGUACCGGAAAGUCAAUAUCAAAUUUUCCUUUCCCCUCCUUACCGGAAAGCCAUUCAUCAUUUUCCCCCCACACGACGACCACAGGCAUCUACCUGCUAAUCAUCAUGUUGCGGUUCUUCAAGGGUUUUCGUGCGAACCCGCGACUUGAGGUGGUGACGCGCACCAUCGUGGAUGGCAGUUCGGAUAUCGCGCACUUUUUCGUGGUGUUCAUGACGAUUUUUCUGGCGUUCAUGGCAACAGCACAGACGUUGUUCGGGUCCCGGAUUCGUGCCUUCAGUGAUCUGGCGUCUUCGCUGAACACCGGGUUCGCCAUUUUGCUCGGAGAUUUUGAUUUUCAAGAAUUGAUUGGACAAGAUGGCGCCACUGCGCUGGACUUCGCCUGCGGCACGCUGUGGUUUUGGCUUUUCCAGUGGUCGGUCACCAUUAUCAUGUUCAACAUCCUGCUCGCCAUUGUCAUGAACCAGUUCGCGAAGGCAGACGCAAAGCAGGUGGGAGCAGAAACGAUCAUCGAGCAGACUUUCUCUACUUACCGGCAAAUGAACGAAACCAAGGGCCAUUUGGACAUCUGGUAUGGUCGAUAUGUUUCAUCUCGCGCCUGUGCUUGGCGCUCGGCUCCUUAUAUUUUCUCUCAGUCAUUGCAAUUUUAUCUCGGACACCCCCCCUCGGUCGCGUAUCGAUCCUUGUCUCGGAGUAGAGUGUCUGUUCAUGGAACAAGCUUGUGGUGGAACCCCCAAUGCUGGUCAGCAUCGAUUCUUUAGGUACCUGCUUUGCGAGUUCGAGGACGACGACGACCCAGCGCACCCGGACAAGUUUGUCUCCGCGCGCUCCUUGCGCCGCGCCUUCCCCCGCAUGAGUAAGUACAACUCGGAGUAUUUGGUCUCGAUGGCCAUCGCCCACGACGCUUCGGAAAACGAGAAGGAGGAGGAAGUCACACUGACUAUGGCCUGCCGCAUGAUCACGAAGACCCUGGCCUACUCCAAACGGGCUUCCGAGAACAUGGAGACUCUGCUGGACUACAUGAUCCCGAGUCGCACCGGUUUCAAGUUCAACGCCGGGGGAGGGAGUAGUCCCGCAAGAGCAGGCGGACCACCGCACCUCCGCGGUCCCGGCGGUGCGCCGUUGUUCGGUGGGGGAGUUUCCGGCCCGCCGCAAAGCGAUGUGAACCAGAUCGCGCAGUCGGCGGAGAUGUUACAAAUGGCGCUGGCGCCAACCCUGUUGGAAAAGUCGGGCGAGCUGGUGCAGUCGAAGGGCUUCGAUUCAGCGGGCCUCGAAAAGGGUGUACGGCAGAUGAGCGACUUUCUGCAGGACCGGUUUCGCUGGCUGGACAGCCGGUUUGCCGAGCGGUACCAAGCGAGUGACCGGGUGGAGGCGAAAGUGAACAAUAUCCUCCGCGCGAUACAGCAACUCACGGAGGUGCAGGAGCGCGUUCGCGCCGAUCACGGGCGCGGAUCCCCAGACCGCAGUGCGGAUUGGCGCCGGCUGCGGCGUGUAGAGGACCAGGUCGCGCAGCUCGAAGACCAAAAUACACGGAUCUUGGAAUUGGUCGAGCGGAUUCACGUUCAAAUGCGAAACCAAGCGCCAAGGCAGUACUGAGCGCGCUCUCGGUAUGUGCCCCCUUGGGCAGGGAUCGCGGAGCUUCUACUCGCUGUUGCUCUACUCUCUAAGUCUAACUUGUUUCAUGCUCGCUGCCGUACGAGAAUUAUCCCUUCACCUGUGUGAGAAUAGAAAUCGUUUCAAUUGUUUCGUACAUGACUGCCAGUAGUUGUAGUUUCUUUUUCUUUAAAUUGUCAAAUGCAGAAGUCAAGAGUGCGAGUGCCAUAGACAGUGCCAAAACCACAAACAAAGAACUGAAUAAUUAGAGCUGCCGUUGCAAAAACAACAGCUCGCCGCGAUAUAAAGUGAACAUGUGCGCGGAAUUACAUUCAGAUGCAGGCUGACACGAACCCUGAGAAUACAGAAGCGUUUAAUAUCGACGCAAAGUAAGUCUCUUCAGGCUCAGGAAAAACGAAGGACAAAGCGAGCAUUUGCGGAGCAGCUCACGCAGAUUUUCCUUCCGGGUAGAUCUCACAGUUCUUUGUUGCUCAGACAGAAACAGUGCGGCCAACCUGGUGGACUUUUCAUAAACACAUAGAGCACGGAGUGCUGGAAGGGCCCGAUAUAUAAACAGGUCACUUAUGAGGGCAAACGGAGUUUGAUGAGAAUGUGACUGAGGCACACAUGCUUCAUGUUCUUGUGCCAUGUUUGUGCUGCCUGGCCUGCGAGUGCGAAAGCGAGUUAGUACACAUACGCCUGUGAUUUUUUCCGUGC